AUGGUAGACAUAAUAAAAAACAUUGACGAAAUGAUUCAACCGACACCAGCCAAACUACUAUACUUAUACACAGCUGAACAACCAGUAUAUGGGGAGAUUACAGAUCAUGUGACGGCAAACCAUGAAACAUCUGCACUUAAACGUUGUGAAUUCUACGACUGUCCACGAUUGGGUAUACCCACGAUAGAGGAUAUAAGGCCGAUGUUGGGUGAACGCACCCUACUUGUUCUCGACGAUCUAAUGAUCUUAGCAUUGUCAACUAGGGAAGGUACUGAAAAUUUGAACAAUUUAGCGGUACGUGACAGCCAUCAUUUAAAUCUCUCUAUAUUUUUUGUGUGUCAAACUUUAAAUUAUGGAAAUGGAAAAUUACGAAGUAUGCGGACGAAUAGCAUGUAUCAUCUUUUUUUUAAUAAUCACACUGAUACUCGAGAUAUUGAAUUGGUUGCAAGAAAUAAAGGCAUCCGUCUACCGACAAUACGUAAAAUAUUGGCGGAUGUGGGUAAAAAACAAUACGGUUAUGUGUUGUUUGACGGAUGCCCUCAUGCACCGGCCAAUGCACGUGUUCGAACGGGUAUAUUGCCCAAUGAAUGUACAAUAAUUUACAAUACAGAAAAACAAUUUGUAUAA
Molecule: messenger RNA, 627 nt
Organism: Paramuricea clavata
Lineage: Eukaryota; Metazoa; Cnidaria; Anthozoa; Malacalcyonacea; Plexauridae
Source: the annotation of a GenBank genome assembly